AUGACAGAGAAACUGAUGGUGUUGCUGCGGGAUGGGAGGACUUUGAUUGGAUACCUUCGCUGCGUGGAUCAAUUCGCCAACUUAGUUUUGCACAAGACGAUAGAAAGGAUUCAUGUCGGCAGAGAAUACGGCGACAUUCCCCGAGGCAUAUUUAUUGUACGAGGCGAAAAUGUAGUACUCCUUGGUGAAAUCGACAAGGACAAAGAAGACAAUUUACCAUUAACAGAAGUAUCAGUUGAUGAUAUUCUGGACGCACAAAGACGAGAACAAGAUGGAAAGAUUGAGCAACAGAAGUUACUUUCAAAAGCUUUGAAAGAAAGAGGACUCAAUUUGUUAGCUGAAAUGGGACACGAUGAUAUGUUUUAA
Messenger RNA from Spodoptera littoralis (African cotton leafworm), 366 nucleotides. The record is from the annotation of a GenBank genome assembly. Lineage: Eukaryota; Metazoa; Arthropoda; Insecta; Lepidoptera; Noctuidae.